Aspergillus affinis is the source of this 1116-nucleotide messenger RNA. RefSeq names its product branched-chain amino acid aminotransferase. Gene Ontology annotation, biological process: branched-chain amino acid metabolic process. Gene Ontology annotation, molecular function: branched-chain-amino-acid:2-oxoglutarate transaminase activity. The transcript has 2 exons. The record is from RefSeq and is a predicted model, not a curated record. The coding region runs from base 1 to 1116 and encodes 371 amino acids. NCBI's taxonomy places the organism in Eukaryota, Fungi, Ascomycota, Eurotiomycetes, Eurotiales, Aspergillaceae.
AUGGCAUCUCACGACUUCCCUCCGGCCCCCACCAAUGCGAUCGACUGGUCCAACGUGGGUUUCAAGGUCCGGGAAGUGAACGGACAUGUCGAAUGCCACUUCUCCCGUAGCAACGGCAACCAAUGGACCGCUCCCAAGUUCGUCCGAUCUCCUCAUCUUCCUAUCCACGGAAUGGCCCCGGCCCUGAACUACGGCCAGCAGGCCUACGAGGGUCUGAAGGCCUUUCGACACGCGGACGGAUCCAUCUCCAUCUUCCGUCCCGAUCGCAAUGCCCGGCGCAUGCGCCACUCCGCCGAGUUUGUGUCCAUGCCGCCCGUACCCGAGGACCUGUUCGUGCAGUGCGUGACGCUGGCCGUGGGCGCCAACGCCGAGUUCGUGCCUCCGCAUGAAACCGGCGCCGCAAUGUACAUCCGUCCCUUGCUGUUCGGAUCGUCAGCGCAACUGGGUCUCAGCCCACCGGACGAGUACACGUUCGUGGUGUUCGUCAUGCCCACCGGCGUAUAUCACGGGGUUCACGCCGUCGAUGGCCUCAUACUCGAAGACUUUGAUCGUGCUGCACCUGAGGGCACGGGGUCUGCCAAAGUCGGCGGAAACUAUGCGCCGGUGUUGCGACACAGUGGCCGCGCGGCAGCGGAAGGAUUCGGAAUCACCUUGCAUCUGGACAGCCGCACGCGAUCGGAGAUCGACGAGUUCUCUACCUCGGCCUUCAUAGGGGUGCGAAAAGAUCCCGGCUCGGGCGCCGUGACCCUGGUGCAGCCUGACAGCAAGAAUGUGAUCGAUUCCGUGACUGCCGAGUCCGUGUGUGAGCUGGGUCGGCGGAUGUUUGGCUUUGCGGUUGAGAAGCGUCGCAUCGCCUACGAGGAGAUUAAGGAGUUCAGUGAGGUGGUUGCGGCUGGGACGGCGGCCGCCUUGGUGCCGAUCCGGAGCAUCACGAUGCGCUCGCGCAACGAUAAAUUUACCUUCCACUGCGGCGCGGAUGGCCAGAGCGGAGGCGACAUUUGCGUAAAAUUGCUGCAGGCACUUAAGGGCGUCCAGGCCGGUAAGGUUGAGGAUCAAUUCGGCUGGAAUUUGACGGUGCAGAAGCCGCCACAGGAUUGGGUAGAGGGAAGAGAGUAA